Molecule: messenger RNA, 3114 nt
Organism: Amphibalanus amphitrite
Lineage: Eukaryota; Metazoa; Arthropoda; Thecostraca; Balanomorpha; Balanidae
Product: glutamyl aminopeptidase-like
Exons: 18
Coding region: 135-2693 (852 amino acids)
Biological process (GO): peptide catabolic process; proteolysis
Cellular component (GO): cytoplasm
Molecular function (GO): metalloaminopeptidase activity; peptide binding; zinc ion binding
Source: RefSeq, a predicted model, not a curated record
AAAGGCGCGGAGGAGGAUGUUGAAGAGAAGAUGGAGAAGGAGGAGGAGAAGCCGCUGACGGAGCCGUGGGAGAAGGAUUACAGGAUUCCGCCAGUACGUACGCGCUGCACUACGACCUGUUCCUGCACCCGAACAUGGAGACGGGGCUGUUCACAGGGACGGUGGACAUAUUGAUCAGGGUGUCUAAGAAGCGCAGCCACCUGGUCACCCACUCCAAGUUCCUCAACAUCACGCGCACUAGCCUGACGAGACCCGGCGGUGACACCGUGAAGGUGAAGCGGGCGUUCGAGUACGAGCCGAACGAGUUCUGGGUGGUGCAGACGGGUCAGCCCAUCUCGCCGGGAAACUACACGCUGUCGUUGGAGUUUAGCGGUAACCUGACCCGCUCCAUCACCGGGCUCUACCGGAGCGUCUACACUAACGGAGACACAGGGCAGAAGAGGUUCAUCGCCACGUCCAAGUUCCAGCCGACGUUCGCGCGACGUGCGUUCCCCUGUUUCGACGAGCCCAGCUUCAAGUCGACCUUCAGUACGACGCUGGUUCGGCCCAGCGGGGAUGGCUACAUCGCGCUCUCCAAUAUGCCCGUCGAACGCGAGGAGGCUGACAUGCCGUCUCAGGGGCUGACCAAGGUGCACUUCAAAAAGUCGGUCCCCAUGGUUACCUACCUGGCCUGUUUCAUCGUUUGUGACUUCACUUAUCAAGAGCGCGUCACGAACCAUGACGUGGUGUUCCGCGUGUACGCUGCGCCGGACCGAGUGGCCUCCACGCAGUACUCGGCCGACGUGGGCGCCAACAUCACCGACUUCUUCGAGGACUACUUCGGCGUCAAGUACCCGCUGCCCAAACAGGACAUGAUUGCCAUUCCCGACUUCGUAUCGGGCGCCAUGGAACACUGGGGCCUCAUCACGUAUCGGGAGACGAACCUGCUGUACAGCCCCCGCUCGAGCUCGUCGUACAACCAGCAGCGGAUCGCCGCCGUGGUGUCCCACGAGCUGGCUCACCAGUGGUUCGGCAACCUGGUCACACUCAACUGGUGGAACGACCUGUGGCUCAACGAGGGCUUCGCCAGCUACAUCGAGUACAAGGGCCUGGCCCACGUGCACCCCGACUGGGACGCGGAGGCGCACCUGCUGCCCGACGACCUGCAGCGGGUCAUGGACCUGGACGCCACUCUCAGCUCACACCCGAUCGUCCAGCCGGUGGACACCCCUGACCAGAUCACCUCCAUCUUUGACGCCAUCUCUUACGCCAAGGGUGCCUCCGUCCUGAGGAUGUUGGAAGGAUUUAUGGGCGACGAGGAGUUCCGACAGGGCAUCUCCAACUUCCUAAAGCGCUUCGCCUACGACAAUGCCGUGACGCUGGAUCUAUGGAACGAGCUGAGCAAGGUAUCGUCCAAACGUCUGCCCAUUUCCAAAAUAAUGGACACAUGGACCCGUCAGAUGGGUUUCCCUGUACUGGAGAUGACGCGAGGCGCCGGCGGGGCCACCUAUACCGUCACCCAGAGACGGUUCCUGGCAGACAAGGAGGCAGAGGAUACCACCAAGAGUCCGUACAACUAUCGCUGGGAGGUUCCCGUCACAUACGUUACAUCGGAAGACCCGAAACCGAAACAAGUUUGGUUCCAUACGGAUCAAGACAGUAUCGAGAUUCCGGCGAUACCAGGCGGCUGGACCAAGGUGAACUCCGAACAGCGAGGCUACUACCGCGUCAACUACGACAGAGACGGCUGGGCGGCACUGACCUUCGCACUGCUCACCGACCAUGAGGUGCUGCCCGCUACCGACCGGUCGUCGCUCAUCAACGACGCGUUCGCGUUGGCCGGCGCUGGCCACGUGUCCUACAGCGUGCCCCUGCGUCUGGCUUCGUACCUGAGCUCCGAGCGGCACUACAUUCCCUGGAAGACGGCCGUGGACGAGCUGACCGGGCUGCAGUACCGGCUGCGCUACACGGAACUGUAUGGAGACUUCAGGAAAUAUAUUCUGGAGCUGGUGGGACCUCACUUUGACUCGCUGGGAUGGGAGGACGUCGGAUCUCACCUGGAAAAACGGAACCGCGUACAGCUUCUGAAAGCCGCCUGCCGCGCUGGCCAUCCCGGCUGUCUGCAGGGCGCCGCCGACGCCCUGCAGCAGUGGCUCGACGACCCGCAGCACUACAUCUCGCCCAACCUGCGGUCGCUGGUCUACAAAUACGGCAUGGAGCAAAUCAACUCUGCUGAUGCCUGGGACAUUACGUGGAGUCGCUAUAUCAACGAGAACAACUCUCAGCAGAAGAACAAACUGGUCAACGGCCUGGCGGCGGUCCGCCAGCCAUGGCUGCUCAGCCGGCUCCUGAAUCUCGCCAAAAACGAGAGCUACGUCCGCUCGCAGGACUUUUUCACGCUGUGCUCGACCGUGGCCGCCAAUCCGGUGGGAAAUCCAAUCGUCUGGAACUUCCUACGGGCUGAAUGGGAGUCGUACCUGGUGCCGCGCUUCUCGCUCAACGAACGCUACCUGGGCUUCAUGGUGCCGCGAAUCACGCGCCAUUUCGACACGCAACUCCAGCUGGACGAGAUGCGCCAGUUUUUCGCGCGCUACCCGGAGGCGGGCGCCGGCGAGAGGUCGCGUCGUGAGGCGCUCGAGACCACACAGGCCAACAUCAACUGGCUGAAAAACCACAGGGAUGAGCUAGCUAGGUGGCUGGCUGAGCGAAGCUGAACGCGACGCGGACCCUCAGACGAUUGUCGAAUCCACCGCUAAUAGAGUGAAUCGCAUUCUUUGGCUCUCGGUGAUCAGAAAAAUAACUCAACCGGUUGUAUGUGAGCCGUUAGGAUAGGGCAGCCCAUCUUGUCCUUUGCAAAAACUGUGCCUGAUUUGGUUCCACAGUCGUCAGCUCAGAAAUAGGCAGCUCGUUUCACCAAUGUAUAUUUUACGUCAUUUUAGACGGCGUGCCCGUAUGCGCAGCUGUUUGCAUUUGUGCCAAUACGUUUUGUUUGUUAGUUCGUGGAAGCGGUCGGAUGAUUGUGGUCUGAUCAGUACCUAUGUAGCCUGUGUGUGUGCCAUAGUGCUGUACGAGUGUUUACUAACGCGUCCGUGGGUUUUUAUCAGAGGACAUUGCAAUAAAGCGAUGGUGUAGUAA